This is a messenger RNA of Arabidopsis arenosa, 2139 nucleotides long. Lineage: Eukaryota; Viridiplantae; Streptophyta; Magnoliopsida; Brassicales; Brassicaceae. The record is from the annotation of a GenBank genome assembly.
AAAACCCAACUCAGAGAUUCUUCUUCUUCUACUUCUCUCUUUGAGAUCAGUUACAAAUUGAGCUUUGUUUCUAAGACAAGAAAAUGCGGAGACAGAGACAUAAGCGUUCAAAGAGUUGUACUGUUCUUGAAAAGAAAAAGCUUGAAGAUGAGAAUAGCAUUGAUUCUUCUCUGGAUGUUUCUCAACGCCUCAAGCUCGACUUACCUCGUUGCGGCGAUAAAUCUGUUGAAACAAAGAAGGAUCUGUCCCCUGAUGUAAAAUUCAAGAGCUCUCUGAAGCAAGAGAUUCAAGAGCUUGAGAAAAGAUUACAGAACCAGUUCGAUGUCCGUGGUGCGUUAGAGAAGGCAUUAGGCUAUAAAACGCCUUCUCGAGACAUCAAAGCCGACUCUACUCCGAAGCCUCCAACAGAGUUGAUCAAGGAAAUCGCGGUGUUAGAGUUGGAAGUUUCACAUUUGGAACAGUACCUUCUAUCUUUGUAUCGUAAAGCAUUUGAUCAACAAACAUCUUCUGUAUCGCCACCAACAUCGAAACAACAGAGCUGUUCACCUAAAUCUACUCUCAGAGGAAAACGUCUAGACUUCUCAAGAACAUCUGAAACUCGGUGUUUCUCCUUUGACAACAGACUGAAGAGUCCACAUUUGGUGGAGAAGGAGCUAGAGUCUCCUAACCUUAGAUGCAGACAAGAAAGCUUAGCCACGCAACCUCGAUGUUUCUCAUUUGACAAUAGACUGAAGGAACCUGGUUCUGCUGAUCGACAAUUCAAUCAAGAAGACUCGAGAAUCAAUUCUCAGUGUUUCUCCUUUGACAAUAGACUGAAAGAUCAAUGUUUUAUGGAGAAGGAGGACAUCGAUUCUUGUGUACGCCGUUGCCAGUCCUCUCUUAAUCAACGUUCCACCUUCAAUAACCAAAUAUCUCCACCAGAAGACUCGGUAUUCGCGUGCCACUCCCAACCAUUGUCUAUACAUAAAUACAUACAAAAUGGAUCAAAUACUGCAAGCCUUGCAGAACAGAUGGGAACUCGAAUAUCCGAUCACAUAUUUAUGACUCCUAACAAGUUAUCAGAGGAAAUGAUAAAAUGUGUAUCGGCUAUAUACUCCAAGCUCGCUGAUCCACCAUCGAUAAACCACGGUUUCUCAUCCCCGAGUUCGUCUCCAUCAUCAACAAGCGAGUUUUCGCCUCAAGAACAGUAUGAUAUGUGGAGUCCAAGCUUCAGAAAAAACUCGUCUUUCGAUGAACAAUUUGAAUUCAGCGGACCUUACAGCUCAAUGAUUGAAGUGUCACAGAUUCAUCGAAACCAUAGGAAAGGACGCGACCUUGACCUGAUGAAUCGAAACUUCAGCUUACUUAUUAAGCAACUGGAAAGUGUUGAUCCAAGAAAGCUGACUCAUCAAGAGAAACUGGCGUUCUGGAUUAAUGUACAUAACGCGCUUGUGAUGCAUACAUUUCUGGCAAGUGGGAUUCCACAGAACAAUGGGAAGCGGUUUUUACUACUCUCCAAGCCAGCUUACAAGAUAGGAGGUCGCAUGGUAAGCGUAGAAGCGAUACAAAAUUAUAUUCUUCGCAUCAAGAUGCCUCGUCCUGGCCAGUGGCUGAAGUUAUUACUCAUUCCGAAAAAGUUCAGAACCGGAGACGAACAUCAAGAAUAUUCCCUCGACCAUUCGGAGCCUCUCUUAUACUUUGCCCUUUGUUCAGGAAACCAUUCUGACCCUGCGAUUCGUGUUUAUACGCCCAAGGGAAUAUACCAAGAGCUAGAAACCGCAAAGGAAGAGUACAUUCGCGCAACGUUUGGGGUUAAAAAAGACCAGAAACUAGUCUUACCAAAGAUCAUUGAGACUUUUAGCAAAGACUCAGGUUUGAGUCAAGCAGCAUUGAUGGAGAUGAUUCAAGAAUGUCUCCCGGAGACAAUGAAGAAAACCAUAAAGAAACUUAACUCGGGGAGAUCCCGAAAGAGCAUUGUUGAAUGGACGCCUCAUAGUUUCGUGUUUCGGUAUUUGAUAGCCAGAGAACUUGUUAGAUGAGAUUUUUAUAUGGUCCUUUUGGUAAGGGUUUUUGUUUGCAGGACUCUGUUUCUUGUAAUGUUAUAGGAGAAUGUAUUGUGAGUGUAGAGAGUAGAAAUAGAAAUAGAGGAGAAACUGCAUG